Xenopus laevis (African clawed frog) is the source of this 7020-nucleotide messenger RNA. It is a transcript of the gene wnk4.L, whose product is annotated as WNK lysine deficient protein kinase 4 L homeolog. Gene Ontology annotation, cellular component: cytoplasm. The coding region runs from base 417 to 5144 and encodes 1575 amino acids. Lineage: Eukaryota; Metazoa; Chordata; Amphibia; Anura; Pipidae. Gene Ontology annotation, molecular function: kinase activity; protein serine/threonine kinase activity; ATP binding. The transcript has 21 exons. The record is from RefSeq and is a predicted model, not a curated record.
ACGGCUCUGUGGGCUGAUGUAUAUACACACACACACACGCUGUGGUCACAUGAACGCGGGGAUCACAUUUACUCUCUCUCACACCGGCUGGAGCUGUCAGUGACUUGAGAAACAGGAUCGGGGAAAGGACUCAUUUCCCUGGAGCAGAACCAUCCUCCUUUCUACUAGGGGAGCACUGACACCUAUAUACAUUUUUUUUAAGCUGAGUGUCUUUAUUUUGGGAUAAUUGUACCUUCUGUCUUUAUAAAAGUGACAUUGAGCAAGUGGUUUGGACCUGUUGCUGCCAAUUAGGGAGAGCCAAGGACAUACUGCAGGAGGUUGUCUCCAUCCCUGGUACUUGGGGACAUUGCUAGGCAUGGCUGAUGAUCAUUCCCCCCACUAGGAUCUGUUUUGAUCUAUUUAAGGACUUUUAGGAGAUGUUCACUGUUAGUGUCCCUGUUGUCCAGACCAUGUCUCAGACAGAAGCAGACCUUGCAGGCUGUGGAAUCGCCUUCCUGCCAGAAGAUCCUGCAGAACUUUCUACCUUGGCUGCACUGAGGAGACGGCGGUUGUCAGGAAAGGAACCCAGGAGAAACUCGUAUCAGUUCAACAGGAGAAGUUCAGCUCAGUUGGAACUCUUGGGCUAUGACCCACCUGGGACAUCUUUCUCUGCUUGGUCCCCUGAAGAGCCCACGCCCUUGGAAGAAAAAGUGGUCCCAAUUCCGGAAAUGUCCCCUAAUACAACCUGCUGCCCCAGUGCCAUUGUACAGCCAGAUUCAUUGCCACCCGCCGGGGAACUGUCCAAAACCGUGGACAGCUCAGAGUCUGAAGAUGAAGCUUCAAGCACUAAAGAGCCUUCUACACCUGCCCCCAAACCUGCAUUGGCGGAAAACAGACGAGAGCUGGAAGAAAUUGAGGAGAAUGAGACCAAGGCUGUGGCCACCUCUCCAGAUGGGAGAUACUUGAAAUUUAACAUUGAGAUCGGAAGAGGUUCCUUUAAAACGGUUUACAAGGGUUUAGAUACAGAAACAACAGUGGAAGUAGCUUGGUGCGAACUGCAGACCAGAAAGCUGACAAAAGCUGAGAGGCAGAGGUUCAGUGAAGAGGUUGAGAUGCUGAAGGGUCUGCAACACCCGAACAUUGUCAGGUUCUAUGAUUCCUGGAAGACCACAGUCAAAGGGCAGAUCUGCAUUGUCCUCGUUACUGAACUCAUGACAUCAGGCACCCUGAAGACAUACUUAAAGCGCUUCAAGGAGAUGAAACUGAAAGUAUUACAAAGAUGGAGCCGUCAGAUCUUAAAAGGUCUUCAUUUCCUCCACACUCGCUGCCCUCCCAUCAUACACCGGGACCUGAAGUGCGACAACAUCUUUAUCACAGGUCCCACUGGCUUUGUGAAAAUUGGAGACCUUGGUCUGGCUACGUUGAAAAGUGCCUCCUUUGCAAAGAGUGUCAUAGGUACACCGGAGUUUAUGGCUCCUGAAAUGUAUGAAGAAAAGUAUGAUGAAGCUGUGGAUGUUUAUGCUUUUGGAAUGUGUAUGCUUGAAAUGGCUACUUCUGAAUAUCCUUACUCUGAAUGCCAAAACGCAGCACAGAUCUACCGCAAAGUGACCUCAGGCAUGAAGCCAGACAGCUUUUAUAAAGUUAAGGUUCCUGAACUUAAAGAGAUCAUCGAAGGCUGUAUACGCAUGAACAAAAACGAAAGGUACACUAUCCAAGACCUCUUGGAACACUCCUUUUUCCAAGAAGACACUGGUGUCCAUGUUGAAUUAGCCGAAGAAGAUGAUGGAAUUAAACCAGCCUUGAAACUCUGGCUUAGAAUAGAUGACACAAAAAAGCUUCAUGGCAAAUACAAAGAUAACAAUGCCAUAGAGUUCCUCUUUGACUUGUAUAAGGAUAUUGCAGAAGAGGUGGCUCAGGAGAUGGUGGUACUGAAUUUUAUAUGUGAAGCUGAAUACAAACUGGUAGCCAAAGCCAUCCGGGACCGAGUGCUAGCCAUUAAAAGAAAAAGAGAAAAGGUAAGAAGGGCUCAGGAGGAGCUGAAGAAGAAAGAAGAAGAGAAGCAGCAGAACAUUCUCAAACUUCUUGAUCAGCUGAGAGGUUCUCAGAAUUCCACUCCAUCGCCCGUCUCUGAUGUUGCUCCUGGAGCCACUUCACUCCCUGUCCCCUCUGACUCAACAGAAAAGACGUUUACCCCAGAGCCAGAGGAACCAGAGGCUGAUCAGCAUCAUCCCUUCAACUUCAGACCUACCUGUUAUUCCUCAGCUACAUCGGACUGUGAAACAGAUGGGUACCUGAGCUCAUCUGGCUGUAUGGAGCCUGUGGAUGGCCAGAGAAAACCUUCAAGUGAUGUCUCACAAGAAGACUCUAAAAGCCCACCCAGCACAGAGCCAGAGAUAUGCUUCCCUGGGAUUAUUGCUGUGAGUGUGAAUACAGAGCAGUUGCCUUUUCCUGGGUUGUCCAGUGAAGUUACCUCUCCAGUAGACAGUUACGCCUCCGAUGUGGCCUCAGGAAUGAGUGACGGCUGUGAGGGGCUUUCAGCUGGAGAGCGAAGCAUUAAGUCUCCUGCCAAAAAGACCGGUGCUAAACUUCUGAGACGCAAAGCGCGUUCCAGGCUGAGAAUUAUAAAUAUAUCAGAUAAAUGUGACCGUGUUGUUGAGUGCCAGCUACAAACUUAUAACAAUAAAAUGGUCACCUUCAAGUUUGAUCUGGAUGGAGAUAACCCAGAGGACAUUGCAGCGGUUAUGGUGAACAAUGAGUUCAUCAUGCAGUCCGAGAGAGAAAGUUUUACCAACAGGAUUCAGGACAUUAUUCACCGAGUGGAAACCCUCUUAAAAAAAGAAGUCCAUGGGGACAGGGAUGAUGAGGGUGAAGAGUUUAGUAACAGCCCCUUGCCUCAUAAUCUACAGGCUGAUCUCCAGCUUCAGGAGCUUUCAAGGUCAUUCUCUUCCUCCUCUUUAAAUGAUUUGGUUUGCCCAAGUCCAAGCAAAGGGGUGCCUUCUCAAGGUUAUCUCUUCCAGAGUAGCCCAGUAGUGGAUAAUGAUGUUUUUGGCACUGCUGGACCUCUGUCAGCAGAUAUUGGAUCUAAAUCUCAUCUACCAGCAAUGUCUACAGGUUCUCCUAUGACAGCCAGCAGAACAUGGCCUUCUUUUGAAACUCCAUCAAAUCCAGCUGUUUCUUUCCCCCCAGGCUAUUCCAUGCCAAGCUCACAAUCCUUUCCCCCAGCAGUUUUUGGUUCCAUGCAAUCUGGAAACUACCUCUCUUCCCUUCCCCAGCAUAUGAUGCCUUCAUCUUCAGCAGGGCCUCUAAGUUCUCCAAACACUGGCUUUCCCAAUAUGAUGGGAAGCCAUCAAAAUUCAUUGCAGCACAUGUUAAACAGUGGGAUGAUGCCACAGAAUAUGAACAAUGCAGUGUCUGCCCUAUCAUCUAGUGCCCAGUCAAUGACUCAGUGGUCUCCCACUGCACCUAUGUUCUCAUUGGCAAAUGUUUUAUCUUUAGCAAUGAGCAUGGCACAAACAUUAUUGCCAGUAGCAUCGCCUUCAACUGCCCAGCCUCCAGGAAUCCCUCCAGGAGGACCCUUGUUUCCUCAGGCAAUUCAGUCUCCUCUAAUGUACCCACAAAGCUACUCACAGCCUCAAAGUCCAGUUAAGGAGGGGCCUUCUGCCAUGGGUCAAUGCCCAUACAUGUAUCCUGCUGGACCUGCACACUCUUCUGGAAUUUUGCUUCAGAACAUGCCUACCCAAAGUUUUUCCAACAUGGGUGGUGCUUAUUUGCAGCCUUUCAUCCCACAGGAAACACUUCCACAGAGUGGAGGGAUUGCCAGCAACUUGCAGUCUACAAAUAUAUCAGGAUUUCAGCUUCAACGUCCACAACCGAUCAAGGAAGUUCCACCUCCAGUUAUUACACCAGACCUGUCAAGGUUGCCACCAGUACUAGGAACCUUCAACGAAGUGUCUUCUACACCCCUUGGAAAUCAGACCUCAGAGGCUACGGGAUCUGUCGUGGGACAGACUAUGAAUAAACCUGUGCAAUCCAUAACUAGCGAAAGUGGUUCACCAUCACCCAUAUCCCCGUCUAAACCUCUGCCAUCAGCUGCCUUAGCCAAUGAAGUCCAACCAAAAGUUGUAGGAAGAUUCCAAGUCACAACUUCAAAAGAUCUGCAUGAAAGUAGCCCUGAAUGCAGUGUAAACAGCAGCCCUGAAACUUCCAAGAGAUCAGAGGCAAGGUCAUCAGAUACUACACCCGACGUGUAUGAGACAGCUUCUUCGGACACAGACAUCAGUACAGAUGGGACAGAGGGAAAUUACUUCUCAGAACCUCAACUAUUCUUACCCUGUAGUAUGAACACAAUAAACAGAGACAAUUGCAGACAUGAUACUGAUUCAGAAUCAGAAGCUUUCAGUGAGGGGAGGCUUGGUGGUUUUCAUAAUGACAGUGAUAGACUGACUCCUGUGAGCACCAUUACGGAUACAGAAGACAACUGUCCAUGUGUGCUUAACAAUAAUACUGUCCCAGAAGCUGAUUUGGGGUAUCAAAUCAAUUCAGGAGUACAGUCUCACAGUGAUGCUGUUUGUAUUGUGAAUGGGGACUCAACGCUAGACAACAGAAUGACAGUAGUGGGUGAUGGGCAAUGCAGUGAUUCUGUAUCUUCUAGUGGAGAGGAGAAUGUAGAGAAGACACCUCAACAGAUUUCAACAGUGCAAGUUUAUCUGCACUACACAAGAGGAAUUGUGUAUCUCAGCAGUGAUGACACGGAGAGUGAGGAUGAAGAAAUCUUUGAGGAACUACAACAGCUUCGACAGAAACAUAUGUCUGAAGUGCAGUUGUUACAGGCUCUGCAGAAGAAGGAGAUUGAAGAACUUUAUUACAGAAUGGGCAAAGUGCCCCCCCCUGGCAUUGUGUCUCCAGCCGCCAUGUUAUCUAGCAGACAGAGGCGCCUGUCUAAGGGGAGCUUUAAUCCAUCAAGAAGGAACAGUCUGCAGAGGCUUGAGCUUAUGCCAGCAACUGGUUUCAUUAGGAAGAAUUCACUUGGAGGAAGCAGCACGGGUUCCCAAGAACAGCGUUUAAACAAAGGUCUGACCUUUUCUGGAGAUAUGAGCAGAAUGGCAAGUACUGGAAGUUGUAGCAGUGAGGCAAGUGAACAGGACGAAAAAGAAAAAGUAAAGUAAAUACUCGGAACAGCAAAACACUUGAAGAGAAAUAAAAACCGGACUACCUCAAAGGACUGGCCUUGUGUAGUUUCUGCCUAUAGUGGCCGUUAUAGAUAGGCUCUUGCUAGAUGACAUCUCUUGCUUGUCAGGAGCUAAGCUGGGUGGCCUUGUAUGUAGAUACAGCUAUGGACAUGAGAAACUAUACCGUUGAUGUUCUGAUGAAGAACUUCAAGGAAUUUAAUAGCAUGGACCAUAGCUACUACAAAGACUGUUACCACGAUGGAAUCUGCUUACAGAUGGAAUUCUUUAAAAGCAUAGUUGCCAGCCAACGUCUACCAUGCUUUCAAAGCCACAGCAGAAUUAUUUUUAGGUUGCCAGUUGGCAAAAGCAUGAAUGUUCAUGACAAUAUAUAGUCAGGGCAGGUUGCUGGUUUCAGCAGAUGUUCUCACAAACAUGCACUUUGCACUUCUCUAGAAGAAAAUCUGGAAAGUCUUCUUCCAACAUGUUUUCGCCAUUGUUCUCCCCUUAUGUAAAGCUGCCAAUUAUUUUUAAUGUGUGAAUGUGAAUUAGCCAUAGAGUUAUGAAAUGUUUUAUUAUACUUCGUCUGCAGGGUGGAAAAGCAAUGAUACCUACACAAGUCUUAUAAAUUCAUCCAGAGCUUGUAAAGUUACCAGAGAUAUCCUUUAAAAACUCUUACGUCUGUGCAGCCGUCUGAAAUUCCGAUCACACAUGCAAAGAUAUAGAGUAUAAACCUAAUUUCCCUGUCUGAUAUUCUAAUCAUCUCAUUCAUGUUGCACAAAGCACAGCUACAAACUGGAGGUUAGACAGAAACCACAAGUUACAACAGAACUAAUCUUACUGAGCUUACAGGUAUCUGAAAGUAAGAAAUAGCUACAGAUCCUCGUAGUGUUCUAUAGGGGCACACACAAUACGGGCAAGUGACACACUGUAUAGAUAAGAAUCUUGACUCUGAAUGGGUAAUGGAUAAUGAAUAUGUGGCCUCUUGAUGUUUCUGAAUGCCAGGAUUCCUUACGUAGGCACAGAUCUAUGAAUGCAUGCAAGACAAGAACAAGGGCCACAUAUCAAUCUAUAAAGUAGGUUUGAAUAUUCCAGGGUGAGGUGUAUGUGGGGCUGAUCAUUAUUUGGUAGUUUGUACACAACUUGGUCAUAUUAACUAAUGCCAUAAGUAGUUAUGUAGUAAUGAAUGUUAUAAUGUGGGGCCCCCACUCUUCAUAACAAACUUCAGAUAAAAUAGAAAUGUUGCAUAAAGUUUUCUUUGAACCCGUGCAUUUUAUGAUCACUGAAAAGUCAUCUAUUAUGUUAUGAUAUGCAUCAAUUUGAAUUGAUAUUGCCCUUCCAUUUUUUUUUAUAUAGGAAUAUGUCAGUAUCACUUUAAAAUAGAAGUAGAGGGUUAAUCACUUGGGGGGAGCAUAGUGAUUAUAAUUGCUUACCCCAACGCUAGAAAAUGCACUGGCUCAGGGUUGUGCAUAUUUGGCUUUUCACGUUCAGGUUCCUAUUUUAUUCUACUGCCACAAGGGAUCCCUAAAACAGCUGAGAACAUGGUGAUGUGGAGUAGCAACCAUCACUCACUUAUGUUGACUGCAGCAGUGACAUCUUGAUUGGGGUUGCAGAAAAGACCCAAUCGGCUAAUGAACUGGUUUACUUAUGGUUCCAAGAUAAUGGGUCUUUGCCCAACCCCAAACAAGGAUGAAGCGGUAUUGAAGCCCAGGUAAGUAAUGAAAGUGGGUUGAACAUAGCUAAAACCUUGAGAUAUCACUCUUGAUAGCCUAAGGGAGGUUCAGCAUUGUCCAAGUGGCCAACUAUUAAAGGAAAACUAUACUCCUCAAACAAUGUAGGUCUCUAUAAAAAGAUAUUGUGUAAAUCAGCUCAUAUG